CACCGACAAGGUGUACAUUCUCUCGUAGCUUAGGCUAACUAAAACUAUCGGUACACUGACUGUUUCAAGUUGACAAACGGCUUUUUGAAUUUCAAAAGUGCAGGUGAUGCAAGUAACACAAGAUGUCAGCAUAGUUCUACAAUCCAUGAAAACUGUUGUUCACUGGCUUGGCCUAUUCCAAUUCAAGCCCAGUCACCGACACCUGGGUACUUCUGGUAGACAGAGGAAAGGAAAGAUAUCAACAUCAACACAUUCUGCCAUGUUGCUUUCAUUUGUCUAAUCUUUUCAGAUGUUCUCUCCAGUAGGUAUAUAGGGCUCAGUUUGGAAUUGUACAUGUAGUAACAACACAAUGGCCUGUACAUUACCACUGGCAUUCCUUGUCCUUCAUGGAUUUAUCUCUCUUUCGGCAGAAGAUUCAUGUGAUAAUUAUUUCCAACCUGGAGGUAACUUCUCCAUCCCUCUGAAAUACACUGACUUGAGUUCGAAAGAAAUAACCUGGAAACACAAUGGCAGCGUUAUAUUUAAAAGAAAGAAUGGAAAGUUCAAACCAGGCAAGACUGAGGACAUCUUAGAGGAUGGGUCUCUCCAACUGAAUGGCCUGGUGUCGGCAAACGAAGGUACUUAUAAAGCAGAAGUGUUCAACAUCGACGGGAAAAGCAUCAAAGAUCAGUCCUUCAGCCUGUGUAUGAAGGAAAAGGUCUCCAAGCCCUCAGUGAAAUUCACCUGUUCUGAUAAGGACGUCACCUUUACCUGUAUCUUGACUAACACUGAGGGAGUGACUUUCAAGUGGAGCAAGAACAGACAGCCUUUAAAUGGGGAAAAAAAAACAACCUUGAUCAUCGGUCUGAAACAACUGAAAGAGCUGGACACCUUCACCUGCUCUGUAGUCAAUGAGGUCAGCACGGAGACAAGUGACAUCAUCAAACCAACAUGCAAGGCUGUCUCAAAAUCGAUUGAUCGGCGUUUACUGUUUGGUUUUGAUUUCUUGACCAUGGUGUGCAUCCUGGCCGGGGGAGGGGGCUUGGUACUCCUCCUCAUCAUCAUCACCUUGGUGUGCUGUUGCCUCAGCCGACGCAAGAGCCAGAUGCACUUUGAAGAGGAAAGAGAGUUGAGACUAGCCCCCCUGACCAAGACCCAGCAUCCUUACCACUCAGAGGGCCAGACAAAGCAUCCUUCUCACCCAGAGGGCCAGAAGCAAAGGCAGAGACCCCCCGGUGGGGCCCCACCUGGUUCCACCGGCCCCAGGCCCACGGCCAGAGCCUCCAACCAGGCAGAGCCCCAACCCAGAGCCCAGGCUCAAGGGAGGCCUCCACAGACACCACUCGAUGACGAUGAAGAGCAUCCCCCACCACUACCCCAGCCCAGGAAGAAAGGCCCUCACCCCCCCAGACACUGAGUCUGGAAACAGGUUUAGCCUAUAUACUUUCUGAUCCAAGGAAAGGAGUUCCAGCAGUCUACAUGUUGAACAUUUUUGUUCAAUAACAUGUUGUUAUCUAAAGAAUAGAAAAGGAAAGAAAAAACACCCAGACAGUGUUCUAUUGUACAAAUUAAUGUAGAUUAUUUUUACACUAGUUUUUAUAUAAAUUAAAUGUUUUUCUUCCAACGCCUUUUCAAAAUUCGGUUUCAUUGUUUUUAUGUUGAGUUGAGUGUUUAUCAAAAUCAUCCAUAGGUUGUAGCCUACCUAUCUAUCCACCUCCUCUUGAGGUAGUGAUCUUAACUUGAUGUCUGUGUGGUUGUCAAUAAAAAGUAAAGAAUUA
This is a messenger RNA of Oncorhynchus mykiss (rainbow trout), 1757 nucleotides long. Lineage: Eukaryota; Metazoa; Chordata; Actinopteri; Salmoniformes; Salmonidae. The record is from RefSeq and is a predicted model, not a curated record.